AUGGCGUCGUCGAAGCUGUGCGCCGGGCAGGUUGUUGCAGAAACGCGCGCCAUCCUCACCCUCGCCGGCGGUGACCUGCCCCCGGACGCCGUCUUCGAGAUCCUGCUCCGCCUCCCGGGCAGGGACCUCUGCCGCCUGCGCGCCGUGUGCCGGCCGUGGCGCUCCCUCCUCUCCGACCCGGCCUUCGCCGCCGCGCACGCCGACCGCCACGCAGAACCCCUCGUCGUCGCCGGCUACGCGAAGCACACGAGCAACAACGGCGUCCUCUACGACAUCCUCGACCUCUCCGGCCGCGUCGUCAGGCGCGUCCACGCGGCGGCGACGACGCCGACGGAGAACGAGUGGGUGGCGUCCACGGGACCCGGCCUCGUCUGCGUCGCCGCCGCCGGAGUCGCGUUUGCCCUGCCUCGGGGACUGGCGGAGGAUCACGCGGCGCACGAGCGGGAUAUAAGCCACCACACCGCCAUGGUCGCGCUUGGGCAGGUCGGCUCCACGGGCGAGCGCAAGGUGCUUCGUGUGCUCCACUUGUUCCCCGACAUGGCUCGACAGCUCUACGAGAUCAUCACUCUCGACGGCGGCGACCGUUGCCGGUGGCGCAAGGCGAUGGAUCCUGCACACACCGUUGGAUUGGGCACAUGGACGGCCAUUGACGGAGUUGUGUACUUCUUCUCAAGUGAGUUCAUUCAGGGCCAAGAUGUUAUGCCUGACCGCAUAGCGUCGUUCGACCUCGAGACAGAAGAAUGGAGGCCGACGAUCCGAGGACCGAGAAGGGGUUAUGGGUCAAGAAGCAUGUCUUACAGCUCAGUAUCAGUUACCAGCAUGGUGAACAUGCAGUUCGCCCUUUGCUGGUGUUGGAUGAUGGGAGGAUAG
Messenger RNA from Setaria italica (foxtail millet), 870 nucleotides. RefSeq names its product F-box/LRR-repeat protein At2g43260. The coding region runs from base 1 to 870 and encodes 289 amino acids. The record is from RefSeq and is a predicted model, not a curated record. Gene Ontology annotation, molecular function: ubiquitin-protein transferase activity; protein binding. NCBI's taxonomy places the organism in Eukaryota, Viridiplantae, Streptophyta, Magnoliopsida, Poales, Poaceae. The transcript has 2 exons. Gene Ontology annotation, biological process: SCF-dependent proteasomal ubiquitin-dependent protein catabolic process.